AUGAGGAUUUUUAGACCGUGGAGACUGCGCUGCCCUACCCUGCACCUGCCCUCACUCUCCGUGUUCUCACUCAGGUGCAGCUUGCCCUCCCUCACCACUGACGAGACCAUGUGUAAAAGCGUGACCACAGGUGAAUGGAAGAAAGCCUUCUAUGAGAAGAUGGAGGUGGCGAAGCCAGCUGACAGCUGGGAUCUCAUUAUAGACCCCAACCUCAAGCACAAUGUGCUGGCUCCUGGCUGGAAGCAGUACCUGGAAUUGCAUGCCUCUGGCAGGUUCCACUGCUCCUGGUGCUGGCACACCUGGCAGUCGCCCCACGUGGUCAUCCUCUUCCACAUGUACCUGGACCGGGCCCAGCGUGCGGGCUCGGUACGCAUGCGCGUCUUCAAGCAGCUCUGCUACGAGUGUGGCACGGCUCAUCUGGAUGAGUCCAGCAUGCUGGAGGAGAACAUCGAGAGCCUGGUGGACAACCUCAUCACCAGCCUGCGCGAGCAGUGCUACGGCGAGCGUGGUGGCCACUACCGCAUCCACGUGGCCAGCCGCCAAGACAACAGGAGGCACCGCAGUGAGUUCUGCGAGGCCUGCCAGGAGGGCAUCGUGCACUGGAAGCCCAGCCAGAAGCUGCUGGAGGAGGAGGCGACCAUCUACACUUUCAAGCCAGCACCCAGUUCCUCCAAAUCGCAAGCUGAGACGGGUUCUGGCACCAAUUUUUGCUCUAUCCCCUGGUGCUUGUUUUGGGCCACGGUCCUGCUGCUGAUCAUCUACCUGCAAUUCUCCUUCAGCAGCUCUGUCUAA
This is a messenger RNA of Pipistrellus nathusii (Nathusius's pipistrelle), 792 nucleotides long. The record is from the annotation of a GenBank genome assembly. Lineage: Eukaryota; Metazoa; Chordata; Mammalia; Chiroptera; Vespertilionidae.